AUGAGGCGCCUUCCCUCGUGCAUUCCUCUGCCUGGGCAGCUCAUAGGUUCUCUUGAGACAUACUGCAGCGAACAUUUUGGCUGGCUCCAGUGCUCUGAGAUUGCUCAUAUCUUCGCCGAGCUGCAGCGCCUACGGGAUGCAGCAGUUGCCUCCCUCACCCCAAAGAGUGGCUCUGAAGAAGCAGAGGCUCGUCUAAUUGAAUACGGAAGUCUAUUGCGUGCUGUGUCAUCGCGGCUUUCCGGAAAACCUCCAGGGGCUCCCCCUGGCAGUGUCUUACGGCUGCAGCUGCCGUGGCUGUGUGCUCUGUUCUCCCCCAUCAGCAGCAUCCCCAGCGGCAGCAGCAGCUUGUGGGGAGGGAAGGGGGGCACUUGCCAAGCCGCCGCUUCACUCUUCACGCUGGCAGAGUCUCUCGCUCUCUCCGCUCAGAGCCUCUCUGCCGAUGCCCGAGCCUUCGCUGCCUUUUCCUUGGCACAUGCGCAGUCCGUUUGCUACGAGGUGGCCUCCCGGGAGUCUAUGAGUCUUACCUUUCGCUCAAAACUCGCGGCUCACGCCUCUACCCUUUUUGCUGCUGCAGCAGAAGGGCUCCAAGCAGCUCAGCAGAAGGCACCUGCAGAGGCUUCUUUAAUGCCCUCGCUGCAGCGCAGCGGCAAGGCUACCGAGGCCGUUGCACUAGAGGGUUGGUCUGAGGAGCUGUGCUUUACAGCCGUUGCGCAUCUACAGCUCGCCCUUCAACAGAAAGAAAUCGCAGAGGCCGAAGGUGACGGCUUCGGCAUGCUUGUGGCUCGAAUUACACUGGCUGAAGAGUUCCUCUGUCGGGCAGAAGCAGAAGCGUCUGCUGCCGCAACAAGGACUCCUGGGGCACCCAGGCUGCAAACAGCAAGGCUACGUGCUGCUGUUGAUGCACUGCUAAGGGGAGCAAAGAGAGACAACCAACUGGUGUACAUGGAGCCGGUGCCACCGGCGUCUGCAAUUCCACCCCUAGAGGAGAGUUCCUGUCUGAGGGGGACCUCAGCCCAGGUGUCUCUCCAGGAGCUACUGCCCCCAAACGAACGGGCAGAGCAGCAGCUUAGUGCGUUACUGCCGGCCGGCAUUCGCGCGCUCGCGGAUGAGUACCAGGCGCUGUUUCAGACAGUCACGGCCCAAGUAAAUACUGAGGCAAAUGACCUGCUCUCCGAAGUGGCUACUUUUCUCCAGGCACAGCACCUGCCUGAUGCGCUACGCAGCAGACUUCGUACUGUGCGUCAGGCUCAGCAUCCCCAGGUCCAACAGACAACAGAGAAACAACAGGGGAAUGAGCAGCAGCGACUGAUGCAGCGUGGUCAGUAUGGAUGGUGCGAUGACCAGGAGCAGAUGCCUCCACCACAGCGGACGGGGAACGCGGGGCCUGCGGUUGCCUUCGAGUUUUCUACUGCAUGCAGCCAUGAGUUACUGUCUGUUCAGUCCCUGGGGGGCGCUCAAAGGCUGAGGCAACAGCAAGUAAUGCUGCAGCAAUUGUCUGUAGAUGCUGCAACACAGCUGGCCACGGUGCAGCACCAGCUCCAGAGUCAGCUACAGCUGCUGCAGCAGCAGCAAAAACAGCAACAGGACGCGGGUCCAACCGAAUUCAACAAACACCAGCAACAGCAGCUAGCUGAUCUUGAGGUUAAAACCCGGAAGCUGCUGGAUUGCGCCUCCCUAUACACCGAAAAGCUGCAGCAAGCUCAGCAAGCCAAUGAAAUUAUCGGCUCGCGAGUGUAUGCAGCUCUGGGACCGCUGCGGCUGCCUUCGGCCAUACACGUGUCUCAGAAGGAUGGAGCUCCUGCUGCGCCUACAGCAAAUGCUGCGGUAUUACCCACCCUUGAGCAAAUCCUGUGCGUAGGGAAGGACGAUGCAGAACAAUUGGUGCAGAAGGUGCUCCUUCACCUGCAGGGCUACCGGAAGGGCAGCAAGCAGCAGCAACUGGUACAGCAGCACCUCGAUGCAGCUCAUGCUGCCCUUGUUGGUCUAGAGUCCUGCAUUUACACCCUACAGGAAGAUCAGCACAAGCUGUGUCAGUCAUCGGAAUUGCUGCCGGAUCGCAUACUGCAACAGCUACGGCAAGCAGCAGCAGCAGCCACAAGCAGUCAAGCAACACCCAAUGUAUGUACAGCAGCGGCUUCAUCCAACCUUCGAGGGGAAGUUGCGCGUCAGCUAGAACUAGCGAAGCAGCGCUGGAUGGCGCUGCUUAGCGCAGAAACCGCAUCGAACGAGCUGCAGCAGCAGCUGAAGCGACAGCAAGCAGAUGAGCUACAACAAGUGGUACAGCAGCAAGCGCAAUCUCUAAGAAAAGCCGUCAGUGAACAGCAACAGGGGAUCGCCUUCUUCUCCCAGCUACAGGAAUUCUUGCACCAGCUGCAGCAGCACCAAAAACAGCUGCUCAGUGGAAUGCAUGCAUGCAUCCGCUCGGCCUACGUGCAACAGCAAGAACAACUGCACCAGCUAAAACACAAAUACCCGCAGGAGGCGGAACAUGAGGAGGAGAGCCCUGAACAGAUCCCUCCUUGGCCCACCACCAGUUCUCUUGAUGCCAGAAGCUGCCGCAGCAGCAACAGCAGCAGUGUCGGAGGUACCGCGCACUGGCGGCGUUAUAGUACCGGUGCGUUAAUACCUCCUAGCAGAAAACCAAGGCGCUUGAGCAGCAACAGCACCAUCACCCGACAAGAUAAGGAUCCUGCUGCUGCAUUUGUACGUGAGCCCUGCUUCCCGAAUUCCAGUGCCCAGAGCAGCUUCAACAGUAAAGCGCCGCGCACAGCAGCCACGACGACAGCUGCAGAAAGCAGUACGGGGGCAUCAUUUGCGCUCAUGCAUUCCCCCAUUAGGCCCCGAAGCACCAGGCACAGUAAGGGUUCCUCAGGCACUAGUCCUAGUAUAAUAAUACCUGCAGCACCAGCACCGUGGGACCCUCCGAGAAAACCUCCUAAUCCCGACACGGUGUUUGGUGGUGGAAUUCCUUUUCCAGAUGUACUUACAGCUCCAGAUAACGAAACCCAGUAG
Molecule: messenger RNA, 3012 nt
Organism: Cyclospora cayetanensis
Lineage: Eukaryota; Apicomplexa; Conoidasida; Eucoccidiorida; Eimeriidae
Exons: 15
Coding region: 1-3012 (1003 amino acids)
Source: RefSeq, a predicted model, not a curated record